This is a messenger RNA of Punctularia strigosozonata HHB-11173 SS5, 1278 nucleotides long. RefSeq names its product tricorn protease domain 2-containing protein. The annotation marks the transcript as partial. Gene Ontology annotation, molecular function: protein binding. The record is from RefSeq and is a predicted model, not a curated record. NCBI's taxonomy places the organism in Eukaryota, Fungi, Basidiomycota, Agaricomycetes, Corticiales, Punctulariaceae. The transcript has 5 exons.
AUUAGGCGCGUUGCCUUUCUACGCGAUGGAAGACGUGUCGUGUCGAGCUCCCGGGACGAGUGUCUACAAGUUUGGGAUGCGGAAACCGGCGAGCUUGCUAUGCCCGUCUUAUGCAACUAUGACCUCGGUAUUGCGCUCAGUUCGAACAGGAAAUACAUAGCGUCAAUCUGGUCCGAACGAGGAACGGUUCUAAUCUGGAAUGCAGAAACGGGAGAGGUUGUCGGUCAGCCAUUCAACCAUCGUGAUGGACUGAUCUCGUGCUCGUGGGACUUCAUAAAGAUAUGGGACAUCGAGACAGGACAGCUGGUCAAGAUGUUACCGAUCACUCCUGAAUUGGGCAAGAUCCAGUCUUUUGCAUUCUCAUCUGAUGGGCGACAGAUUGUUUCAGUCUCCGUAGUGCGCACGCUGCACGUCUGGACAAUGGAGACAGGGGAACCUAGCGGUAUACCUUUACGAGGUCACACGCGACUUAUCACCUCUUUGGACAUCUCAUACGAUGGCAAGCGCAUUGUCUCAGGUUCCGAUGACAAGACUAUCCGAAUUUGGGACAUGGAACCUAAAGACACUACGCCUCCGCACUCGCAGGGCUAUGGUGAAGGCUGGAUCAACGAGGGCAUUUUCUUUCUUCCCGAUGGAAAACACAUCGUGUCCUUCACCGAGAACUUAGCGGCACGUUUAUGGGACUUACAGACGGGUGAAACUAUCGGCGAGCCUCUGCCUAGCCAGGACGAAAAAUUCGACUCCGUUGACCUCUCGCCCGAUGGGAAUCGAUUCGUUGCAGUGUCCCGGGAGAGGUUUACAAUACAAAUGUGGGAUGCACGUACAGGAGAGUCUAUCGGGGAGCCUAUGCUCCAUGUAUCACUUGAUUCUAAAGAGCGAAGCAUAUACCGCUUAGCUUGGUCACCGGAAGGCCCACAGAUAAUAUCUUCUCAUGAUGGGACACUGCGGAUAUGGGACGUGGAGACAGGACAACUUGCGAGGGACCCUUGGGAGCAACGCAUUCCAAUCAGCGCCCUGGCCAUUUCCGCAGAUGGCGGGCAUGUGGCAUCGGGUUUGCGGGAGUUGCCUUUCUCGGAAUCGAUCGGUCCGGAAACUAUCGAGCUCAAGCCGGAUGGUUGGGUUGUUGGACCGAAGGAUGAACGCCUACUAUGGAUCCCCCCACAACAUCGCCGUGACCUGAUUCAAUGGCCGUGCACGAUGGUCAUUCCAUCAUACGACAUGGUCCAGCUUGACCUCAGCCGUUUCGCUCAUGGUACGUCAUGGCAGGAUUGUUAUACA